CCGUUUUAGCAAAGCCGGAAAUGAAGAGGGGCUUUCAUCUUGUAUUUUCCGUCUACGUCUGGCCGUUUUCGAACAACGGCAACAGGACCAGAUAAGGAAUAACCUAAGGAUGGAAGAAUUUGAAGAUGGCGAAGCUUCUCUGGUUGACGAUCGGAUUCAGUGUAAUAUCUGUAAAAGAUCUUUCUUCCCCAAAGUCCUGGAGAAGCACUCAAAAAUCUGCCAAAAAUCAGCAACUAAAAAGAGGAAGGUUUUUGACUCCAGCAGACAAAGAGCUGAGGGAACAGACAUCCCCGUACUGAAACCCAUCAAACCAAAGUCACAAAGUUCAUCUGCUACUGAAAGAGCAGAACCCCCGAAGAAGCCGUCAAAUUGGCGCAAGAAACACGAGGACUUCAUCGCCACCAUCCGGGCUGCAAAGACCAUCGGUCAGGUCAUAAAAGAUGGAGGACCAUUACCCCCACCUCCUCCUCCUACUUAUGACCCAGACUAUAUCCAGUGUCCUUACUGUCAGCGGAGGUUCAACGAGAGUGCAGCUGACAGACACAUCAAAUUCUGCCAGGAGCAGGCCGCCCGAAUGCCCAACAAAAGCAAGUCAGGAGAUGCCAAAAAGCCUCCAGGUCGCACACAGUACAAGCCUCCUGCUGCUGCAAAGAAGGCCAACACCCCCGUUGUGUCAACCAUCCCUUCAGCUUCCUCUCGUUUACCCCAAAGAUCAGGCCUUGGACAGCCCACUGGAAUCCCAUCUAGUAAGGCCUCCUCAACAGGUUCAGUGAAGAAUAAUCCCUCCGGGCUCACAAGCCCACCGUCAGGUGUGGGAAGUAAAUCCCGAGUAGCAAGUUCUGGCUAUGGAUCUGUGAGGAACGCUCAGACUGGACUCAACAAGAAGAAAGUAGACUCCUACAUAUCUAGGAAUGAUAUAGAUGGCGCGAACGAUGUUGGGAACGGCGGAAUGAAGAGCAAGUUUUGUCACGCUUGUGGGACAAAGUACCCUGUUGAAUCUGCCAAAUUCUGCUGCGAGUGUGGGGUCAGGAGGAUGUGUAUUUGAUAGCAGUCAGAAGAAAACGAAAGCAGGGUUAGGAUUUAGGUAAUAAGAAUUGAGGGAAAGGUGAAAGAGUAAUUAAUUCCAUCUUUAUUUUCCCACACUGAUCUUAUUUCCUGGCAGUAAAGAUGGUGUGUGCAGUCACACUGAAUAUUAUCCAAAUUUCAUUGCAUAACUUACAAUAAGGAGUGCACUUAGCAACUGUGUUUUGCAUUGACUAGUGACCGGUUGAUCUCUGUGCCGAACAGAUUUGGUACACAGAUUAAUCUGUUUAAAUCAUGAUGUGGCUUUUACAAGCACAUCCCGUAAGUAGCUUCUCUUUCACUGCUUCAUUUGCUCACAGCAUUGCUGCUGUUUCCAUGCACUUAUAAAAUGAGCAUUACUGCCAUGAAACUACAGGUCAUAGAGGGUUUAAGAAUUUGUGAGAAAUAAAUAUUUCCAGCAAAGGAGAGUUGGUUGGUCAUUGGAAGGAAGCUAUUAAAUAUUAUGCAUCUUUAGAAGGGAGUAGAGGAAAGAUGAAUUAAAAGUGGGUUUGGAAAAAAAGAAAGGAAACAUGUUGGGUGGCUGAUUAGAGGUGAGAUUAACUGCCCUGCAUCAUUAUCGCUCUUCAGCCCUUGAUUUGAAGUGCAUUCCUCAACCCCACCUGUCUCCACAUUGAUGUGCAAUAAUAACGACUACUGAAGAAAGCAGUGUGAUUUUUUUUUUUUUUUUUUUAAAGAAAAUAGCUUCAAAUUUUUAUCUUAUCACCCUGUUUUCUUAGGAACCAAUCCAAAAAAGGUUGAGUUGUUACAGGUCAGUGCUCCCUUUAAGGUCACUUAACAGGAAAAACCUGUUAUCCCAUAUACAUUAUACCCAAAUGUAGCAUUUACUCAUUCCCUUUAUUCCCACUAGGUUUAUACAUUUAUUUAUUUUCUUAUUCCUUUUCAUUUUUACUGACUGAACAGUGAUUGUAUGGUUUUUGUUUGUUCUUUUAUGUUCUACAGAAUUAAAAUAGGUUUCAUUUGGAAUUGUGUGAAACCAAAACA
Molecule: messenger RNA, 2064 nt
Organism: Haplochromis burtoni (Burton's mouthbrooder)
Lineage: Eukaryota; Metazoa; Chordata; Actinopteri; Cichliformes; Cichlidae
Gene: zc2hc1a
Product: zinc finger, C2HC-type containing 1A
Exons: 10
Coding region: 110-1045 (311 amino acids)
Source: RefSeq, a predicted model, not a curated record